Molecule: messenger RNA, 1122 nt
Organism: Zerene cesonia (dogface butterfly)
Lineage: Eukaryota; Metazoa; Arthropoda; Insecta; Lepidoptera; Pieridae
Gene: Paf-AHalpha
Product: platelet-activating factor acetylhydrolase IB subunit beta homolog
Exons: 4
Coding region: 151-828 (225 amino acids)
Source: RefSeq, a predicted model, not a curated record
AUCAUUGACGUUGACAGAUUGGUUUUUCAGAGUCAGCGAAUCAAGCUAAGGCCAUUUUAUUUGAAAAUUGUCAAAUAAGGAAACUGAAAAUACUGUGAUUUUGAAUUAAAUCCUGAGCUUUCUUCAGUUUUUAAUAUAAGUCAUUAUAAUAUGAAUCCUUGUUCCAUAGCGACUCCCCAACAGGAUACAGAAGGCGAUGGAAGAUGGAAUAGUAUUCAUAACAGAUUCCUUUCCGAUGCUAAAGGAAAAGAUGCCGAUGUAAUCUUCAUUGGUGACUCAAUUCUUCAAGCAUUGGAACAUACAGAAGUAUGGAACCAAUGGUUUGCCCCGUUACACUGCCUUAACUUCAGUAUACAUAGAGAUCAAACACAAAAUGUACUAUGGCGCAUUAAAAAUGGUGAACUUGACCAUGUAGAUCCAAAAGUAAUUGUGUUACAUGUAGGAACAAAUAAUAUAGAACACACAGCUGAACAAAUUUGUGAAGGUAUCAUAGAAAUAAUUCAUACUAUUCAAGAGAAACAUCCUAGUGUCUAUAUUGUUAUACCAAGUCUUCUCCCCAGAGGUAGACAUCCAAAUUCAUUACGGGAGAAACAUGUUAAAAUAAAUCAUUUGUUAAGAGAGAAAGUUGCCACUAUGAAAAAAGUAGAUAUGGUUUCAAUUGAUAAGGGCUUUAUUCAGAGUGAUGGAACAAUUAGCCACCAUGAUAUGCAUGAUUACCUAAUACCCACAAAUGCAGCCUUUCGGAAGGCCUUUGAGCCUGUUCAUGAUCUCUUGCAUCAGUUAUUAUCUGAAGGAGAACCAGAAAUUGACUUGACACCUUCAGAAUAAACAUUAUUAUAGUAUUCAGGAUAUAUAUCAGCUUUUUUUUUGGCAAGCUCAUUGUGAUUAUACAGUAGUACUUAUUUAUAAUUAGCUUUUUUAUUAUAGGCUUAAGAAUUUAAUGUGUUGAAUAGUUUAUAUUUCACUAACUAAUACAUUCCUGGUUUUAUUGUGUAUUGGCUGUGUAUAUUUAAGAAUAUUUGAUUUAAAAAAUAUAAAAAUGAAGUAAUUACUUAUGAAGAUAAUGAUUGUAAAAUAUUCAACUCAUACCAAAUGAACUAUUUUUGUAUCUGCAAACAUUUU